AUGAGACUAAACAUCUCUUUGCUUCUUUCGCUUGCAGCAUCCCUGCACGGUACUGAAGCUCACCCUGGAGCUAAAAAAGGCUUCGUUACCGUCAAGGGUGAAAAAUUUCAACUUGAUGGCAAAGACUUUUACUUUGCAGGCUCCAAUGCCUACUACCUCCCAUUCCAACCAAGUCAAAAAGAUGUUGAACGUGGACUUGGUGCUGCUAAAAAAGCAGGCCUGAAUGUAAUGCGUACCUGGGGCUUCAACGAUAAAAACGCAACGACCGACCCCAAUGGUUUUCCCAAAUACGGAGGUGAAGGUGCCGGAGAGACGAAUAUUGUCCUGCAGACAUGGAAGAAUGGGAAGGCAAAGAUCGACCUGAAGGGCUUUGACAAGGUCGUCAAGGGUGCUGAGAAGACAGAUAUGAAGCUUAUCGUCGCUCUCACUAACAAUUGGGCCGACUAUGGAGGCAUGGAUGUAUAUACGGUAAACCUCGGAGGAAAGUAUCAUGAUGAUUUCUACAGUGAUAAGAAGAUCAAGAAGGCUUUCAAGAAGUACAUCACGGCCAUGGUCCAGCGAUAUAAGAACUCACCCGCAAUCAUGGCCUGGGAGCUUGCCAAUGAACCUCGCUGUGGCGCCGACGGUAACCGUAACCUUCCACGAAGCGACCAUUGUACCGUUGAGACUAUUACAGAAUGGAUUGAGGAAAUGACAGCCUAUAUUAAAAAGCUUGACCCCGGUCAUCUCGUUACCUGGGGUGGAGAGGGAGGCUUUAACCGCGACUCAGAGGAUUGGGCUUACAACGGCGCUGAUGGAGGUGACUUUGACCACGAACUUAGUCUACCUAACGUCGAUUUUGGUACCUUCCAUUCUUACCCUGAAGCAUGGAGCAAGACUAUUCCUUGGGUCAGCCAGUGGAUCCGAGAUCAUGCCAAGGCUGCACGUAAGGUUGGCAAGCCUGUGAUCCACGAAGAGUACGGCUGGCUCACUCCUGAGGAGAGGCUGAAGCAGUACAACACAACCAGGCCUGAGACUAGAGUGCAGGUUCUUGGAACAUGGCAGAAGAUCCAAGUGCAGGAAAGGAUGCCUGAUAUGUACUGGCAGUUCGGAUACUCGGGUUUUUCGUAUGGGAGGAACCAUGAUGAUGGAAACACUAUCUACCUGGAUGAGCCGGAGGCUAAGGUACUGGUUUAUAAGCAUGCAAAGGAGAUGAACGCCCUCAAUAAACGAUAA
This is a messenger RNA of Fusarium venenatum, 1215 nucleotides long. Its product is annotated as glycoside hydrolase superfamily. The record is from RefSeq and is a predicted model, not a curated record. NCBI's taxonomy places the organism in Eukaryota, Fungi, Ascomycota, Sordariomycetes, Hypocreales, Nectriaceae. Gene Ontology annotation, molecular function: mannan endo-1,4-beta-mannosidase activity.